CACUCCCACUGAUACAAUGAUUCGCAACUAUUCCUGUUCCAUCUUGGACUCCGUUAUUAAUAAAAGUUUCAUAGCUCCUGCUUAUUCCUCUCAAAGUGAAGAAUUUCUCAGUAAAUUUUUUCGAGAAAGUUUGUUCAUCACUAAAAAAGUUCUCUUGAACAAGUUACAUCAUGAACGACGGCGGUCACAAUCCCAAUGCUCAUGGCGGCUUCAUAACUGCAGACGAGCUGUCCUAUUUCGUGAGAUUAUCCGCCAUAUAUGUAAAUCAUGGGUGCUUGAAUCGUGGGUUUUUAUUUCCUUUAUGUUGAUGUUCCAGGUUAAGGAACACAUCGAGCUGUGUAUUCAGAGAUGCAUGAGCUUAGAAGAAACAGAGCAGCAUAUACAGAGCAACUUCGGGAUCGAAUCCGUGGUCGUCAGACGCUUGUGGAGGCGACUGGAAGACGAAAAUCAGGAAUUUUUCAGGUCGUACUGUAUACGAAGGAGGCUCGUGUCUGUGGUAAACAGGUUCAAUGAUCAAUUGGAGAGACAACAGGAAUUGAUGCGAGAGACGGGAAUGCUCGAGAGGCCGAAUCACGAUGCCGCAAUAUCUGGCCAAGACCAAGAGCAGGAGCAAGUGCAACUGCAACUGCAACCGCAACCGCAACCGCAGCUAAUUCUUCAGUGGUUGCAAACGCAGGAGCAAGUGCUAAAUCAACAGCAACAGCAAAUUCUUCAGCGGUUGCAAACGCAGACGCAAUCUCAUUAUCAUCAGCAGCAAACUCAGGUUCUUCAUCAACCUCAGAUGCCUUCUCUUGGUAAUCUUCCUCGCAAGGAAAUUCUCUGACUUUUUCUCUGUUUCUCACCA
Tarenaya hassleriana is the source of this 844-nucleotide messenger RNA. Its product is annotated as zinc finger protein 853-like. The record is from RefSeq and is a predicted model, not a curated record. Bases 17 to 823 code for a protein of 268 amino acids. NCBI's taxonomy places the organism in Eukaryota, Viridiplantae, Streptophyta, Magnoliopsida, Brassicales, Cleomaceae. The transcript is spliced from 3 exons.